AUGACGAAAGGCUUGGUCAAAGACCUUUUAGUGAAGGUCUUAAAGGAGGAGGGGAAGGUGAAGCAGUUUGAGAAAAGGAUUCCUCAGAAUGCGGCCAGGCAGCUGAAGACAAGGGCCAACAAUUGUGGGGAAAAGGAGCGAGACAAUAGACAAAAAGUUCCAUGUGACUCAUUUAACAUCGGCACCAAGUGGCCAAAAAUCAUCAGGGGGUCAGCAGAUGCACAGUUUGGGUACACAGUGCAACAGCAUGAAGCAAAUGGACAGAAAUGGCUUCUAGUUGGCGCGCCGUGGGCUGGUGUUGGAAAGAAAAAGACUGGGGAUGUGUACCGGUGCCCAGUGAAAAACCAGACAAGCUACGGAUGUGGGAAGCUUAACCUCGGAAGAGUAUCCCUCCCUUAUGUGUCGGAGUAUAAAGAUAAUAUGCGGCUUGGAAUGACUUUAACCAGUAAUGCCGAAGACCACUCCUUUGUGACCUGCGGUCCGCUCUGGUCCCACGAGUGCGGAAGCUCCUACUACAGCACCGGGAUCUGCUGCAAAAUCAGCUCCAACUUCAGAAGUGCACGGGCUUUUGCACCUGCCAUCCAGCGUUGUGAGACAUACAUGGACAUUGUGAUUGUUUUAGAUGGCUCCAACAGUAUUUAUCCCUGGUACGAAGUCCAGAACUUUCUUAUAAACAUUCUGAAGAAAUUUUACAUUGGACCUGGACAGAUUCGGCUGGGCAUUGUGCAGUAUGGAGAGACCGCCGUUCACGAGUUUGAGCUCAGGGACUACAAGUCUGUUACUGACGUUGUCAAGGCCGCUAGAAACAUUCAACAGCGAGGAGGGACGGAAACCAACACCGCGCAUGGCAUUGAGAUCGCACGCUCUGAGGCAUUCAGCAUUAGAAGAGGUGCAAGAAGAGAAGCCAAGAAGGUGAUGAUUGUCAUAACUGAUGGUGAAUCACACGACAGCCCACAUCUAAAACAAGUGAUUGAGGACAGCGAGCGAGACAACAUCACCAGAUACGCCAUUGCGGUGCUUGGAUAUUACAACAGGAGAGGAAUCAAUCCAAGUGACUUCCUAAAGGAGAUUAAAUCAAUUGCCAGCCACCCGGAUGAAAAGCAUUUCUUCAACGUCUCUGACGAGUCAGCCCUGAAGGAUAUUGUGGACGCACUCGGAGCACGAAUCUUCAGCUUGGAAGGAACCAGUAUUCAGAACGAAACAUCUUUUCAAUUGGAAAUGUCACAAGCGGGAUUCUCAACACAUUUUGUGGAGGAUGGGAUACUACUUGGCGCUGUGGGGGCCUAUGAUUGGACAGGUGCCAUCUUAAAACAAACCAGUCAUGGACGGGUGAUCCCUCCCAAGGACGCCUACAUGAAGGAAUUUCCAGAGGAACUGAAGAACCAUGGGGCCUAUCUUGGUUACACCAUUACCUCAGUGAUGCCGAAAUCAGGCAAAAGGUGGUACGUGUCAGGUGCUCCCAGAUUCAAUCACACCGGGAAAGUCAUUAUAUUCACAAUGAAGAACAAUGGAAGUGUCACAAUUCAACAGUCUCUGAAGGGGCAGCAGAUUGGAUCAUACUUUGGAAGUGAAAUAGCUCCAGUGGAUGUGGAUGCUGAUGGGGUGACAGAUGUUUUAUUGGUCGGUGCUCCCAUGUAUUUCACUGAUGGUAGAGAGAAGGGUAAAGUCUACAUCUACUCCCUCCACGAGAGGUUUUUCAUUUUCAGUAGUUUUCUGGAAAUUUCUGACAAAUCCCAGAACUCUCGCUUUGGUUCUGCAAUCGCUGCAGCUCGUGACCUCAACCAUGACUCGUUCAAUGAUGUCGUGGUUGGUGCACCAUUGGAGGAUGAUCAUCAUGGAGCAAUUUAUGUGUUUCACGGAUAUGAGAAAAACAUCCUCAAGGACUACAAACAGAGGAUUGGAGCCUCAGAGGUCAGUCGUGGACUGCUGUACUUUGGCCGCAGUCUUCAUGCACAGUUAGAUAUGAAUGACGAUGGGUUGGUGGAUCUGGCAGUGGGGGCACUCGGUAGUGCUGUUCAGUUAUGGUCGCGCAGCAUAAUCCAGGUGAAUGCCAGCAUGAGGUUCGAACCACCGAAAAUCAACAUUUUCAACAAGGAUUGCAAGAGGAAUGGCAAAGAGUGCAGCUGCAUGUCCGUGUCUAUCUGUUUCACAGUCACGGCCAAGACACCUGGACUUCAGAAUGCCAGUUUGACCAUAGAGUACAACAUUUCCAUUGAUGAACGCCGAUAUACACCCAGGGCGCUCUUUGAUGACAACUUUGAGAAGUACGUCCACAGCAACAUCAGCGUGGAGCCUGAGUUGGAGACUUGUGAUCAAUUCAAUUUCCACGUUCUAGAUACACUGGAUUACGUGAGACCCAUUGGGUUUUUAUUGGACUUUGGCCUCUUGGACCCAGAAUAUGGCCCCGUACUGGAUGAUGGGUGGCCAACCUCAACCAAAGCCACACUCAGCUUCUGGAGUGACUGUGGAGAAGAUGAAAACUGUGUGCCUGAUCUGGUGCUGCGAGCUCGCGCUGAUAUUCAUGGCUCUAGCCAAUUUCCAUUCACUGCUGAAAACACAAGAAGGAGAAUCACUGUGGAUGCCUGGCUGGAGAAUAAGAAGGAGAAUGCAUACAGCACCAUCCUCAAUGUCACCUUCUCCAGGAACCUGCAGUUUGCAACCCUUGUGCAGAAGGAUGAUACUGAGGUGAAAAUUGACUGCAACAAUUUGGCAAGAUGGCCCAAUAGCAAAGCAUGCACUGUUGCAUACCCAGUGUUCAGGUCUCAGUCCAAGGUGGCUUUUCGAAUGGAGUUUGAGUUCAGCCGCUUCAUCUUCCUGGACAAUGUGGAUAUAAGCCUGACUGUCAGCAGUGACAGUGAAGAAGCAGAAGAGACGCUUCAUGACAACACCUAUCAUCUGUAUGUUCCUGUGCAAUAUGAAGCAGAUCUCCUCCUCACAAGGGAUUCCAGUCCCGAACGUUACGACUUGAAAUCAGUCGAUGAGCUGGAGGCAAAUGGAGGUCUCGAUCCUUCAUUUAACUUCACAUUUAAGCUUCAGAAUCUGGGGCAAUUCACUGUUGGCCACUUGCUGGUCAAAGUGACCAUUCCGACACUGACCAAAGGCAACAACCUCCUCUUGGUCCUGACCAACAACUCCACCAGUCCGAAAGAUGGGAUCCAGUGCAGUGUGACCGGUCACUCAGAAAUGCAGCAGUGGCAGCCUCCCAUAGAAGCAGUUUUCGCAGAAGAUCUGAGACACUAUGAGAAGCUGGAUGCCAGCAACUCUAAGUUCACCCUCCUAAUGUGUGAUGUGAAGAAUUUUAAAACUAGUGAAGAAUAUACCAUUCACAUCUCUGGAAGACUCUUGACUGAUUCACUGAUGGCACUCAAGUUUAAGUCACUGCUCCUCAUAACCACAGCAACAAUUGACAUUCGGGAGCCCAAUGCCAUGUUUAUAAAGAAGGAAGCAAGGAGCCGGCAGAUUACACUUCAAAUGACCAAGCAGUACGAGUCAGAGGUGUCCAUCUGGAUUAUAAUCGGAAGUUUGUUAGGAGGGCUUCUUUUGCUUGCACUGCUAACUCUAGCUUUAUGGAAGCUUGGCUUUUUCCAAAGCGCUUACCGUAAAAGGAAGGAAUCCAUGGCAGCCAGGAACGGCUCGAUCGGACAGACAUCGACAAAAGCAUAGAAGAUUCAAAUCUCGGGAGCCGCUAAUGUCAAAUGUUAAACAAGGGAAGGUGCUAAUUCACACAGCAAUACUGGACUUAAGCAGGUGGGCACCAAUUGGCAACUACUGUACACCGACAUCGACCAGCCUCCAGGUUCACCUUCUUAUCCGGUCCAUUGCUUUUGCUGUUGACACCAGACAUUUUAAUUGAUUUUGUAAGGUGCAGCAAGAGGCUUUAAUCCGCAAAGCAUCCCUGCCCCCACCCCCCACCCCCCCCACACCCAUUGAAAAAAAAAUGUUUUAAACAGGGGCACAAUGUAGAUUAGAUUUCUCUGUUUGGAAACUUGAACUUGGGUUGACAGUGUGGCUGUGCUAAACACAAAAAAGGAAACCUUGCCAGAAUGCACAGUCACAGUGUAACUACACAGCAGCAGAUGAGCCAGUGCCCUUUUUACAGCUGUCAGGAAUGAAGCCUGCCCCCUUUAAGCGGUAAAUAGGGCCCAAAGCAGGCAGGUGAUUUACUUCAUAAAACACCAGAAACUUUGCAAAACCUUACUGCAUUGUUUAGGAAUUACUGGCUGUCCAUCAUCUUUGUUUAUGGGCACGAAGACAUGUUUUUAAGAAAAUGAGCAGCAAUUCUGAUGGGAUUUGUGGGUUGUAAAUGUUUUUUUUGUUAUAUUGUCCCCCUGCAAUCUCUCACCAUCGCACACCUUCUUUCAGGUGUGAGGAAGCUGGGGCCUAACAAGUCACAUGUUCCUCUUUAGCACACCACACACAUUAAACUUUGAGGGGAAAAGCCCAGUCUGGAUAUUUGUCCCCACAACCCCACUUGUCCCCCUACCUCAUACUAAGAAGGAAACUAGAUUUAUCCAUCUGCUAAAACUAACCAAAGGUGAUUAAUCAACCCCUAAUGUCCAGCUUAUUAAUAAAUGCUUCACCUUUGACCAGAAACUGAACUGAG
Carcharodon carcharias (great white shark) is the source of this 4603-nucleotide messenger RNA. RefSeq names its product integrin, alpha 11a (gene itga11a). Lineage: Eukaryota; Metazoa; Chordata; Chondrichthyes; Lamniformes; Lamnidae. Gene Ontology annotation, molecular function: integrin binding. Gene Ontology annotation, biological process: cell-matrix adhesion; cell-cell adhesion; cell adhesion mediated by integrin. The coding region runs from base 1 to 3663 and encodes 1220 amino acids. The record is from RefSeq and is a predicted model, not a curated record. The transcript has 30 exons. Gene Ontology annotation, cellular component: external side of plasma membrane; integrin complex.